This is a messenger RNA of Coregonus sp. 'balchen', 6516 nucleotides long. NCBI's taxonomy places the organism in Eukaryota, Metazoa, Chordata, Actinopteri, Salmoniformes, Salmonidae. The record is from the annotation of a GenBank genome assembly.
UCGUCACGUAUCAAUAGAAAAAUAUAAUGCAACUCACGGGCUUCCGUAGCCAACACACUGAUGACGAAAAGGUCUCCUGAAACCAGUAACGCUAGCAUUAAUCUAGCAACAGCAACAUCACACUACAGUUUAGCCAGUGAUAACUGAAAUAUCGAUUUUUUUUAAAUUACAUUAUUAGUGGACUACACAGCAGAGCUGCCACUGGACCAGAUGGCUGCGAAAAUCAACGAGGCGCACGACCACAUUGCCAAGGCUGAGAAAUAGUAAGGAAAUCUCGCUAGCUAGAUGACGUUAGCUAGCUAGCUGUAUAGUAUUUUUGUUGUGCAUUUUAGCUAUUACAGUAGGUAGUCAGCCACUAUCAUAGUAUUGGUAAGCGUGUAUUGUAUAGUACCUAUGUAUAAAACAAAUAGCAUGGGAAUGGUCUUUUCUAUUUAGUAAGCUAGCUAGCCAUUCUAGACAGGAAGCCAGCUGAGCUGCACAGCAGUUAAGCCUGUCAGGAUCACUUCAUCAAUACUAGGGCGUCCAUACCUGUAUUAAAUCCAAUAGCAAAUCCAUAUGAUUGUAACUUUUUUCAGAGGCAAUGCUGGUGUUAUGUUUGUCACUGAAUAUGAUGCAUUUUUUCCCACAGUUUAAAGACUAGCUUCAUGAAAUGGAAGCCUGACUAUGACAGUGCUGCAUCAGAGUACUCAAAAGCAGGUAUUGUAUCCCAAAGGUUCAUCCAUUCUAUGCAGCAACAAUUUUGACCUGAAUGCAUGUCCCCUACUACAACAGCUGUUGAUCGUCUAGUUGCGCAAUAGCACACUGUCAGUAAUAUUAGGUUAGAUUGCACAAGUGUUGCUCAAGUUGUCUUAUGAUUUGGCUUAUUAUAAAUGCAUAAUAAAGCAUUCCCUCCUGUCCCAGCUGUUGCCUUUAAAAAUGCCAAGAUGCUUGAAGAAGCGAAGGAGGCAUACCUGCAAGAGGCAGAGGCACAUACCAACAACAAAACGUAUCCUUUCACUACUCACUGCCAAUGGGGAGGGGGGGCUUAUAAAUGAUUUUGCAGGUUUGUUUUGAACAACGUAAUUGCAUAUGCUGCAUUUGAAGUGUUGACUACAAAGAUCUGAUAUUAACAUCAAUGUUUUCUUUAACUCAACAUCCAGACUAUUCCAUGCUGCCAAGUGAGUAUGAAAGAUCUAGGCCUGUCUUAUGUAAUGAUAUUAAUAGAACCAGAAUGAUGUACAGUAGACACUGAUUUGUCUACUGCUAGUUGUAUUGAAUGUUGCUAAGGAGCCUUUCUGUUGCAGAGCACUUGAGGCAGCUGGUAUGAUGCUCAAGGUUAGUGUUAAUGUGAUAAACAGUAUUGUCAAUCAUACAGACUUGUUAUCAGAGGUCGGGUGAAAUUUGCUGUUGUUUAUUCCAUCGUUUUUAGCAUUUUGUUGCCCCCUUCUGGAUUAAAGCCAUUGUUUUUAGUCAGACGUUUUUGACACAUGACAUGACUACUGUUUUACUAUUAACUAGCUACUAAAGCUAAUCAUUGAUAGACAUGUGUUUUCUCUCCAGGACAUGCAGAGGAUACCAGAGGCUAUACAGUAUAUUGAGAGAGCGAGCAUGAUGUAUGUAGAGAACGGCACACCAGACACUGCAGCCUUGGCCCUCGACAGAGCUGGAAAGUACGUACCGGUAGCCAAUAUUGAUCAUAUUAGAUGGGCUCUAGAAAUGAAUUCCCUGUCAACAUUGGCAUGUCACUGUAAACGUAUGAUGAUGAUGAUUCUCCCUUUUUCCUCGUUUUGAUGCUUAGGCUACUUAAGUUAAAGUUGCCUAUUCAUUUUUCAGGCUAAUCGAAUCACAGGAUCUAGCAAAAGCAGUGGAUCUGUACCAGAAAGCUGCAUCAGUGUUUGAGGUACGACUUGAGUGUUUGAUACUAGAGAACACCAAUCGUUGAGUUGCUUCGAAGCCACAGCCUCAGUUCAGGGUCACAUCUGUAGGGAUCUGUCUUAUUUCAGUGAUAUUGGAUAUACACUGCUCAAAAAAAUAAAGGGAACACUAAAAUAACACAUCCUAGAUCUGAAUGAAUGAAAUAAUCUUAUUAAAUACUUUUUUCUUUACAUAGUUGAAUGUGCUGACAACAAAAUCACACAAAAAUUAUCAAUGGAAAUCUAAUUUAUCAACCCAUGGAGGUCUGGAUUUGGAGUCACCCUCAAAAUUAAAAGUGGAAAACCACACUACAGGCUGAUCCAACUUUGAUGUAAUGUCCUUAAAACAAGUCAAAAUGAGGCUCAGUAGUGUGUGUGGCCUCCACGUGCCUGUAUGACCUCCCUACAACGCCUGGGCAUGCUCCUGAUGAGGUGGCGGAUGGUCUCCUGAGGGAUCUCCUCCCAGACCUGGACUAAAGCAUCCGCCAACUCCUGGACAGUCUGUGGUGCAACGUGGCGUUGGUGGAUGGAGCGAGACAUGAUGUCCUAGAUGUGCUCAAUUGGAUUCAGGUCUGGGGAACGGGCGGGCCAGUCUAUAGCAUCAAUGCCUUCCUCUUGCAGGAACUGCUGACACACUCCAGCCACAUGAGGUCUAGCAUUGUCUUGCAUUAGGAGGAACCCAGGGCCAACCGCACCAGCAUAUGGUCUCACAAGGGGUCUGAGGAUCUCAUAUCGGUACCUAAUGGCAGUCAGGCUACCUCUGGCGAGCACAUUGGAGGGCUGUGCUGCCCCCCAAAGAAAUGCCACCCCACACCAUGACUGACCCACCGCCAAAUCGGUCAUGCUGGAGGAUGUUGCAGGCAGCAGAACGUUCUCCACGGCGUCUCCAGACUCUGUCACGUCUGUCACGUGCUCAGUGUGAACCUGCUUUCAUCUGUGAAGAGCACAGGGAACCAGUGGCGAAUUUGCCAAUCUUGGUGUUCUCUGGCAAAUGCUAAACGUCCUGCACGGUGUUGGGCUGUAAGCACAACCCCCACCUGUGGACGUCGGGCCCUCAUACCACCCUCAUGGAGUCUGUUUCUGACCGUUUGAGCAGACACAUGCACAUUUGUGGCCUGCUGGAGGUCAUUUUGCAGGGCUCUGGCAGUGCUCCUCCUGCUCCUCCUUGCACAAAGGCGGAGGUAGCAGUCCUGCUGCUGGGUUGUUGCCCUCCUAUGGCCUCCUCCACGUCUCCUGAUGUACGCCUCCAUGCUCUGGACACUACGCUGACAGACACAGCAAACCUUCUUGCCACAGCUCGCAUUGAUGUGCCAUCCUGGAUGAGCUGCACUACCUGAGCCACUUUUGUGGGUUGUAGACUCCGUCUCAUGCUACCACUAGAGUGAAAGCACCGCCAGCAUUCAAAAGUGACCAAAACAUCAGCCAGGAAGCAUAGGAACUGAGAAGUGGUCUGUGGUCACCACCUGCAAAACCAGUCCUUUAUUGGGGGUGUCUUGCUAAUUGCCUAUAAUUUCCACCUGUUGUCUAUUCCAUUUGCACAACAGCAUGUGAAAUGUAUUGUCAAUCAGUGUUGCUUCCUAAGUGGACAGUUUGAUUUCACAGAAGUGUGAUUGACUUGGAGUUACAUUGUGUUGUUUAAGUGUUCCCUUUAUUUUUUUGAGCAGUGUAUAUUAAUGUAAUAAGGUAAUGAAAAGUGACCAAAUCAAUCAAAAUAGUAUUGAUAUGAUGAAUGUAUAUUUCUGCAGAACGAGGACCGUCUACGUCAAGCUGUAGAGAUGCUGGGGAAAGCAUCAAGACUUCUCGUCAGGCAACACAAGUAAAUUCUCUCCUGCUUUACAGGUUUUUCUACCUCUCCUACUCAUUCCGUUCCAGCUAACUGUUGUUGUUUUUUUUGCCCGUCAGGCUUGAUGAAGCAGCAGUGUCGAUUCAGAAGGAGAAGAACAUGUAUAAAGAAAUAGAGAAUUACCCAACGUGUUUUAAGGUGUGUUUAAUGAUCUUUCACUUAUUUAGCCUGAUAAAGAAAAUUGACCUUGUGUUGAAAACUCUGUUAUUAUUACCCCUGUUGUGAAGAUUAAAACCAAAUGGUUGCCUGUGUAUUUUCUUCUUUAGAAAACCAUUGCCCAAGUGCUAGUCCACCUUCACAGGAAGGACUUCGUAGCAGCAGAUAAAUGUGUUCGAGAGAGUUACAGGUACUGACUAAUUAAAACGUAAAUAUGAAGGUUAUCUAUUUUGUUAAAUUUGACUAGGGAUUCAUAAAUCCAGUUGGAAUAUUCCUGGAAUCAGGAGGUAAUAAGCAGGGAAUCUGUGAAUACUCCAACCGGGAUUUCUGGGAAUUUUGGGAAAGUUACUGGAAUUUUGCAACCCUAUGCUUGACCAAUCUAAUCUUUGCCCCUAGUCUGCCAGGCUUCAGUGGGAGCGAGGACUGUAUUGGCUUGGAGCAGCUCUUACAGGGCUACGACCAGCAGGAUGAUGACCAAGUGCAGCGCGUCUGUAACUCGCCCUUAUUUAAGUACAUGGACAACGAUGUGAGUGUUCUGCCUAGUGGCUUAUGUCAUCACAUCGUUUGAGUGUCUGCUUCUCAAAUUGUGUUCUGUUGUCUCCUUUGAUCACAUUUAAGGACUUUAAAAGGUAUGGAAUCAUGAGCUGUCCUUUCCUUCUGACACCUCUCUCCUAGCCACCCCAUAGAUGAAUUCCCAGGCUAGCCUGAAUAAUACAAAGUUAGAGAAGUCAUUUAUUAAUAGAAACAAUUGCAGUCCAACUGCUUGCUUACCUGCGUCACCCCUCUAGACCCUGCUUUCUUGUUUUGUACCAUUCAUCUUUUACAUUUCUUUAGAACUAUUUCCCAAACCUCUCCUGAUAAAUUCCUGAAAGACACACACCUGACUCAAACUAACCAAGGGUUUUCUGAUUGGUUCAUUAGUUGAAUCUGCUGUGCUAGUUUAGGAAGAGAUAAAACACAUGGAACUGGCUGUGGGUACUCAAGGAGAGGUUUGGGAAACAAAUACUGUAGAGACAACUUGCCAUAACCUGACCAGAGUGCCAAUUGUCUUGCAGUAUGCCAAGUUGUCCAUCAGCCUGAGGGUUCCAGGGGGUGGUAAGAAGAAGAAGGCUCCCGCUGCAGCUGCCGAUGCUGGGGAAGGAAGAGCGGGGGCAGGGGAGGCUGACGAGGAUGAGUACGCCGGUGGGCUAUGUUAGCCACAGAACCUGGACUUCCUGUCUGGACCUGAGCACUUCCUGUUAAGGAGUGGAAUCUUCCACAGCCCUCCCAUUCUGAGCAUGCCAGGGGGUCGUGAACUUUGCCUCCCAUCACCAGAUGUAUCCUUGAAACAACUGUAGGCACUCAGACCAUCAAGCAUAACAACGAGUUAUGUUCAUAACAAUAACAUAAGCAUGGUAAUAUAUAACAUCACUGUGGAAAAUAAUCAAACACUAGUCAAAGAUUUGAAUAUAUUAUUUGUCCCUUUUGGGGUUUACUGCGAUUGUAAAAUAAUGUAUAUUUUGCUACAUUUGAAGUGAUAUAAAACAUUUGAUUUUGAAUGUUGAUAUAAGUUUAGUAAUGCUUUUGUUGUAUUUGCCUCAAUGGAUCAUCAAGGUUUUUUCUCAUUCAAUCUACAACAGUAUAACAGUAUGCAACAAGAUACUCAGUGUGAAAAUAAUGAUUUGCACCUUCACCCAAACUCUGUGCCUCAAUAAUUGAAGUGUAAAGGGGUGGAUGAGACGAUUUCUGAAUUUGUACAGUAUGAAGUGUUGAAAGCAGCCAUUUCAGUUACUAUUGUGUGUGAAGGCACUUAUAAUGAAUCAAAUGUAUGUUAAGAAAAUAAUAUAUUUGGGUAAUUGGUAUAUUAUUGUACUUUAGUUUUCAUUUCAGAAUGCCUUUCCAGUUUCAUUAUACGUUAUGCCUGUACUUUUGAACUGACUGAAAGCUAGACGAUGAUUCAUGUUUACAACUAAUCUUAAAAUGUGUGUCAAGUUUUGUGGAGUAUGCAGGCUUGAUGUUUGUGGCAGGCUUGAUGUUUGUGGCAUGCCCUCUGUUUUUACUGAAUCAAGUCAUGGAAUGAAAUUAAAUGGCAGCACGUCAGCUUUCAAACGUGUUACGUUCAGGUCACUGAACCACAAUAACGUCACAAACUAGAUUCCUUACACAUGAAAACAGUCUGUUCACUUACACAUGGUGCUGCAUUUCCCAAUGCAUAGAUUUGACGGCCUUGAUCACAUUUUGGUUGAAUGUAUGAACUUGUACAUUUAAAAUAACACUAACUUAUGUCAAAAACAAGGGUUUUUCAAGCAAUCAAAUAUAACCGACACAGGUUACGCACUUCAACGACAGUAUCUGUAUUGACGCCCUCAAUUCAUAGGUCUUUAUAGGGUCUCCAUCAAGAUGGACAUGCUCCAUAAUAUAGAAAUAGAAUUCUAUGCUGCAUACAGUGUUCAUCACAUCACUGUUUUGCCCUUUAUUGUUUGUCUUUCUUAGGUGUCCUACAGGUUCAAACAAAACCAAAAACGUCAUCCCUUUCUGGUGAGAUGAUACACAUUUCCUGAGAACGAUGUCUGCCACAGCUCCCUUGAUUACUCUGUAGAAACAAAUUAUUUUAACUUCCCUCUGCGCACAGACGUCAAUUCAACG